AUGCCGCCCCGACUCAAUCUAUUUACUGCCAACAAGGCGGCUUCCGCCGCCGCCAGACUUGCCUCGCCGAGACUCGCUACGCCCAUCCGAUUCCGGCCCGCUGCCGCCGUGCAGCAGCACCGACGAUGGAACUCGUCGCGCGAUGGCGUAAAGGGCGUCCCGCCUGAUGAACAGACCUUCCCGACGCAGGACCAACUGCCCGAUGUUAGCGAGGAGGCGGCUGAGAUCGAUAGGAUCAUGCAUAAGGGGAGUAACCCGGACAAGGAUAAGAGCUGUGAUGGGACGCCGUCGUCUCCGGAAUUGGAGCAGGGGACGCCGGUUUCUGAGGUCCUCCAACGCGAUAAACAAGCCAUGAAACACAUGCCCAAGGUUAUGCAGGAUCAGUUCAAGGGCAAGGGCAAGGGCAAGGGUGGCUCGCGCUCAUUCUCGACUUCGGCUCGCAGCCGUCUUCCCGAAUUGGAGACUCCUAGCCAUGACGAUGCGUCUGCUGCCGUGCUCGCCGACAUGAUUGACCAAGUGAGCGGGCAGGCUGCGAAGCGGGACAAUGGGCUCAAAUUCGACCCGCCUCACAUCCCGAAGAAACAGUCGCUGAAGCACCAGAAGCGAUACGACUCGAUGCAGGAGCAAUUCACCAAGAUGUUGAUGGAGGAUGGAAAGUUGACCCUGGCGCAGAAGGUAUGGAUCAGGCACAAGCUCCAAAUCCACAAGUUCUACAAGCCCCCCGCCCCGGGGGGAUCAUCCCAGGACUUUAUAUUGAUUCGCUCUCAGAAUAUGUCAACCAUCCUGGACCACCUCCGCACCGCCCCCCCUCCCCAGAUCAACUCCCGCCGCCCUCUCCUCGGCUCUCCCACCGCCCCACAGCUGCCUCUCGACCCUGUCAACUACCUCACCCUGAUCAUUGACUCGGUAUCCCCGCUCUUCCGAAUUCGUCAGCAAAAGGGUAUCGUCGGUGGUGGUGCCUCCGUGCAGGUCCCCCACCCCUUGAACGAGCGCCAGCGUCGCCGGGUCGCUAUCAAGUGGAUUCUCGACUCGUCGAAAAAGCGGCGUGACGUGCAUUUCGCACAGCGGGUCGCAAAUGAGCUGGUCGCAGUCGCCGAGGGUCGCAGUGGAGUUUGGGACCGCAGAGACCAGCAGCACAAGAUUGGUAUUACAGGUCGUGCGAACUUGGGUCUUCGGCCUCGUCGGCGGUUCGUGGCCAACUCCAGCCCGGCCUUUCCCCGUCCAACAGUGGCUACCUCCUCGCGUCACGAGUCCUUUGAACUCGCCGAUUAUCCAGCCGAGCACCCGCUACUUCCAGAUCUCGACUCUGCGGACACUCGCGCUGGUUUUUCCGGAAACGUCGCCCGGCUAUUCCAACCCUUUGCCAACUCGCAAUCACUUGCUGGGGUUGAUUCGGAGUCCGAAGAAGACUGGGAGAAGGCAGGUUCAUCGGAGGAGCGCCGCCCGCGGGGCUUUCGCUCCACUCGACUCCGGUUCUGGGGUGACGCCCUUCGCAACCUCGCGCAAACUGCCAAUCGCACGCCUGUUGACCCGGAGACUGCGGCCAAGAUGAAAUUCUCGCAUAGUAUUCAGUUCAACGCGGUGCCGGACUGGAGUACCAAUUAUAUUGCGUACAGCAACCUCAAGAAAUUGAUCUAUUCUCUUGAGAAGCAAGCCCACCAGCCCGAUGGCCAGGCCACCACUGAUGUCGAGUCUGCCCCGUUGCUGGCAGCUCAGUCGAACGACCCGAAUAGUGUCUUCAAGCGCGCCCUCGAUAUGGAGAUGGAUAAGAUCUGCAGCUUCUAUCGGAUCAAGCAGGCAGAGAUCUUUGAGACCACCGAGGAAUUGCUGAGUGACGCCGCGGGAUACCUAUCGGAGACAGACGGGGUCAAUAUGGACCCGGUGAGCGAAACUGUCAUCAAAGCAAGGAACUUGAGUUCGAAUUCUCGCCGCAACACAGGACCCACCCGUCGCCGGUCCAGCGCCGUCAGCGACUCGAUUGCUGAUGAUGACGGGGACAGUGACGAUGACCAUUCUCCCUCGGCACCCUCCCAGCGUCGGAGGAUGAUGCAGUCAACAGACAGAGAGUCGGCAAUGGAUGAUGGGCAACAGGGCGAUCUGGUAGACUCUGCCUUUUUUGGCCAGGCAGGCAGUCGCGGCCCGCAGGAGUCCCAUUUUAGCGACCAGGACUUUCUUGCCUUGUACAACAAUGGGGUGUCGCUGAAGAAACGUUUGAUCGAAGUAUACGUUUCGCUUUGCGAGCUUCGAUCGUUCAUUGAAUUGAACAAGACCGGUUUCUCCAAAGCUCUGAAGAAAUACGACAAGACCCUCUACUGCAGCCUGCGCCGCGACUACCUGAACACGGUUGUCUACCCCGCGGCUCCCUUCACAGACAACACCAUGGCCGCUGUGGAUAGUAAUAUCGAGAAAGUCGAGGGUGUGUACGCCGAUGUGGUUACUAAGGGCAACCGUUCGCUGGCUCGGCGCGAGCUGCGUCUACAUCUGCGGGAGCAUGUUGUUUGGGAACGAAACACUGUCUGGCGCGAGAUGAUCGAGAUUGAACGCCGCGCUCAGGCUGCCAAUGUCGGCAUUCGCCAGACUCUCCUAGGCGGCGACGAGGACCCGGCUACUGCACGGCGCCAGGGUGACAAGCAGGAUACCAAGAACAAGGAGCUUCGGACUCCGCUUGGCCGUAUCCGCCUCCCCGUGUGGCUUUGUAGCCCGAGCUUCGUGACGUUAGUUGUCAGUAUCGUGGUUUUUGGAGCGUUGCUCGCGUCCCCGGUCAUGGAUUCGCCCGAGCAGAACAACUGUCUCGCAAUGCUGGUCCUUGUCAGUAUUUUGUGGGCUACCGAGGCUAUUCCUCUUUUCGUCACUUCGCUGUUGAUCCCGUUUUUGGUGGUUGUUCUGGGCAUCAUGCGCUCAGACGGCAAGCACCCGGAACGCCUGGGUCCUAAGGACGCGACCGCCAAGGUGUUUUCGGCCAUGUGGACUCCUGUCAUCAUGCUGCUUCUUGGUGGGUUUACCAUUGCCGCGGCGCUGUCCAAGUACGAUAUCGCACGACGCAUGGCCAUGCUCGUACUCAGCAAAGCUGGAUCCCGGCCUCGGGUUAUGUUGCUCACGAACAUGUUUGUGAGCAUGUUCCUGAGCAUGUGGAUUAGCAACGUCGCAUCGCCCGUGCUGUGCUACUCGAUCAUCCAGCCUCUGCUGCGAAACCUCCCCUCGGACUCGAAUUUCUCCAAGGCGCUGGUGCUGGGCAUCGCGCUGGCGGCCAAUGUCGGAGGUGCGGCAUCUCCGAUUGCGUCGCCGCAGAACAUUAUUGCUCUGCAGAACAUGAAGCCUGAUGUCAGCUGGGGAGCGUGGUUUUUUAUCGCGCUGCCUGUCUGCAUCAUCUCGAUCCUGCUGAUCUGGGUGCUCCUGCUGCUGACCUUCCACCCCGACCGCAACACCACCAUCGUUCCCAUGCGUCCAGUCAAGGACCGCUUUACCGGCGUUCAGUAUUUUAUUACGUUUGUUACGAUUGCCACAAUUGUUCUCUGGUGUGCCAGCCAUCAACUCGAGCACGUCUUCGGUGACAUGGGCGUUAUCGCCAUAGUCCCUCUGGUGCUGUUUUUCGGCACGGGAAUCCUCAAUAAAGAGGAUUUCAAUAACUUCCUUUGGACCAUCAUCAUUCUUGCCGCCGGUGGGUUGUGCUUGGGUAAGGCCGUGACUUCGUCGGGAUUGCUGCAUACCAUCGCCUCCGGAAUCACGACGCGCGUCGAGCAUUUCAGUCUUUACGGCGUGCUGCUGGUUUUCACGUCUUUGGUUCUUGUCAUUGCCACAUUCAUCUCCCACACUGUUGCCGCCCUGAUCUUCCUGCCGCUGGUGCGCCAGAUCGGUGUCGGCAUGGAGGACCCGCACCCGAACUUGUUGGUCAUGGCGAGCGCGUUGAUGUGCUCGGUCGCCAUGGGUCUUCCCACGAGCGGGUUCCCCAACAUGACGGCCAUCAUGACCGAGGUGCCUCAGACCGGUCAGCGCUACCUCCAAGUCCGUCACUUUAUCACCCGCGGUGUCCCAUCAAGUCUGAUGGCCUAUGUGGUGAUCAUCACCAUUGGCUAUGGGCUGAUGUAUGUCGCAGGGCUAUAG
Molecule: messenger RNA, 4101 nt
Organism: Penicillium alfredii
Lineage: Eukaryota; Fungi; Ascomycota; Eurotiomycetes; Eurotiales; Aspergillaceae
Product: putative plasma membrane phosphate transporter Pho87
Exons: 6
Coding region: 1-4101 (1366 amino acids)
Biological process (GO): phosphate ion transport; monoatomic anion transmembrane transport; polyphosphate metabolic process
Cellular component (GO): membrane
Molecular function (GO): phosphate transmembrane transporter activity
Source: RefSeq, a predicted model, not a curated record